Mya arenaria is the source of this 15003-nucleotide messenger RNA. Its product is annotated as dynein axonemal heavy chain 10-like. NCBI's taxonomy places the organism in Eukaryota, Metazoa, Mollusca, Bivalvia, Myida, Myidae. Gene Ontology annotation, cellular component: dynein complex. The transcript is spliced from 71 exons. The record is from RefSeq and is a predicted model, not a curated record. Gene Ontology annotation, biological process: microtubule-based movement. Gene Ontology annotation, molecular function: ATP hydrolysis activity; ATP binding; dynein intermediate chain binding. The coding region runs from base 38 to 14170 and encodes 4710 amino acids.
UAUUCUGGCGUCUGGAGCAAAAUGAAGUUGAAGUAAAAUGGAUGACGAAAGAAUAGACUGGAUUAGACACCAAGUUUUCCUUGGCUUGGAUAUCAAAGAGUUAGAAGUUUUCGAGGAACUUCUAGAACGUGACGAUGGUGUAUGGGAACGCGAACUUGGAAAAUUUCUGAACGAUACGCCGGAGGAUAAUGAGAAUUCCAUAGUAUUUUAUAAGAUAACAAAAGACGAAGAAGAGGAGGUUGAAGUUGAAUGUGAGCCUGAGAUACCUGACAUAGCCCAAGAGGAGGAUGGUGCUGAGGGUGAAGGAGGUGGAGAGCAGGCCCAGGGGGAGACAGCCCAUGCAGAGGAUGUGGAGCCCAAGGAGCAGGCUCUUGGAGUCUCCACACCCACCGGGGAGGAGGAAACCACCAAAAAAGUAAGUGGGAAAGGAAAGCGGCGUAAGGGCAGUGCCCCAAGUGGAGACCAGAAGCCGGAGACAGAGGUUCCAGCGACCCCGGCCCCUGAAGCUGAAGCCAAACCUGAGGGUGAUGGAGAGGGGGAUGGAGACGCUGAUGAUGAGGAGGACAAGGUCCCUAGAACGAAAAUAAUUGUGCAGACAGUGACACGUACAUACCUUCACAUGUGCUACCAGUUCUUGCCAGAGGAGUUUGCCGACCAUGAAAGCAUGUACUUUAUUCGAAAUACUCCUGGCAUGGUGCCACUGCCAAACAACAAGGAUGAAGCUUCAGAGACAAUGCCAAAUUACUUUGAGACAGGCAUUCUUAAUGGCCAUUCCCUUGUCAUGCUGGAGCAUAUCAUUUCUCAGGUUUACAUGCCUUUACUGUCAUACAAUCAACACAGGAAUGGAGAGCAGAAAGGUGAUGCUUCACGGUCCAGACCUGACACCCGCGUGUCCACCAGGACUGAUGAUGAUGAUGGAGAAAAGAAAGUCAAUGUUGCUGAAUCCAGAGCUAAAGCCAUGCUUAGAGACGAGUUUCUUAUAAGCAUGCAGAAGUUUGCCGGAAGCAUCACACGAACAAUACAGCAGAUUGAGGGAGAAGUGAGACUGGAAGUACCAGAGAUGGAGCUCAGUGACAACAUUGAAGAAAUUGUAGCAAACACUGAGCUCAUGGACAAGAUCAGAGAGAUCUGCCAUGAGUGGACCCGACAGAUACGUGGAGCACUUGAGCUGCAGCUGAAGAAAACUCCGCAUGGUAAAGGGCCACUAGCUGAGAUUGACUUUUGGAGGGAAAGAAAUGCUGCACUCAGUGCUCUAGUAGAGCAGCUCAAAAUCCAACAAGUGGCAAAAAUGCUGGAAGCUUAUUCACACCUUGAAGCAGACUUUGAUGAUGUAAAAUCUGAACUCAAUAAAUAUUAUGUGGAAGCAAAAGACAAUGUGAGGUUUUUAUCAACUCUUGAACGCCACUUCAAAAACAUAACCCAUGGUGCCACCUUCCAAGUUGUGAUAGAGACAAUACCAUCCAUGAUGAAUGCUCUACGGAUGGUAUGGAUCAUCUCCCGACACUACAACAAGGAUGAGCGUAUGGUUCCCCUCAUGGAGAGGAUUGCCUGGGAACUGGCUGAACGUGUGGACAAGGUCAUCAACAUCAGGACCAUAUUCAAAGACAGCACAGAUGAGGUAAAGAGACGGACGUCCGAGGCCAAACAAAUGUUGCAAGUCUGGAAGGAAAGCUACUUUGAAGUGCGCGCAAAAAUUGAGCAAUCUGGACGAGAUCAGCGCUGGGAGUUUGACCGCAAAAAGCUGUUUGAAAGGACUGACUACAUGUCUAAUAUCUGCCAGGAUCUGUACAAUGUUGCUCAGAUUCUUGAGGAGUUCUACAAUAUAUUUGGGCCUGAGCUAAAAGCAGUGACAGGUGAUCCAAAGAGGAUUGAGGAUGUGCUUGUCAGAGUGGAUGCCUUAGUUGUUCCUCUUGAGGAUGUUGGUUUUGAUCCAUUUUCCACUCGCCAUGCAUCUUCCUGGAAGAGUGUGAUGGACCAGUUCAACCGUGAAGUGAUCAGUAUUGAAAAUGAGGCAAAACAGUUUAUUGAUGAGUCAUUCCAGUCACUGCGCUCAGCAGAGGGAGCAUUCAACUUGCUACUGAAGUUCAAGCACAUCAGAUCCAGGGAGGCAAUCAACAACCAGAUGAUGCAGAAGUUUCGUGACAUCCUCGUACAGUACCAGAAGGAAGUGGAGAUAAUGGACGACCUGUUCCAGAAGCAGAAGGAUGACCCCCCUCUAAACAAAAACCACCCCCCUAUAGCCGGCUCCAUCUUCUGGGAGCGCUCCCUCUUUCACCGCAUCAAGCAUGUGAUUAUCCGCUUCCAGAGCAUGGAGGAUAUGAUGCAGAGUGACAUGGGCAAAGGAACUCGGGCCAAGUACUUGAGUGUUGGUAAGCAGAUGAAGACAUAUGAGGAGGGGAGGUACGAGCAGUGGCGGGAGUCUGUGGAGCAGAUCCUGCCCUCUCUGCUCAAGAGGAAUCUGAUAGUGAAGCCGACACCUGCACAGCAGCUUCAGCUUCAGCAGCAACACACUGCUGAAGAGGGCCAUGGGGAGGGAGAAGAUGUGACCUCCACAAUAAGCAAGACAAUUACUCCGGAUGAUCUACGAAGCUUGUCCUCACCAUACAGUCAGUCUCGGACAGUGACAACCCCACACACGGCUGUGAGCCAUGUCCCGACACAGAGCACAAAUGUGUAUGAAGUGAAGUACUUAGUAGACUUUGACCCUCAGCUGGGGGAGAUAAUAGCCGAGACCAAAUACAUGGAGCAGUUGGGAUUCUCCGUGCCAGAACUGGCCAGAAAUGUUGCUCUGCAGGAUGAGAAGUACAUCAAGUAUGUGGAAAGCCUGACGCACAUGUUACAGCGCUACAAUCGACUUCUGGCCAGCCUGGACCAUGCUGAGAGCUUGCUGCUGGAGGACCAUGUUCGUGACCUGCGACGUGUCAUCCGACCAGGCGCUAAACGACUCAACUGGAACUCCCUCGGUAUCAAGGACUACUGCCACAAGUGUGAACAGGCUAUUGCGAAGUUUGAGUCACUAGUGAACCAGAUUCAGAAGAAUGCCAAGGACAUUGACCAGCGGCUCCACAUGAUUGAGAAUGCCAACCUGUUCAAGUCCCCUGCACCCAAGUAUGCUGACCACCUCCCUGGCUGCAAGGAGUACUAUGAGCACAUUGAACGUGAAAGGUCCAAGGAUUUUGAGAUCCUUGCCAGGAAGUACCGCGCUAUUGGACCACUCCUGACUAAGAUGGAGGGUCUUGUGGUACACACUAACUCUGGGAAGUCACCAAAGCUGCAUCAGUACUAUGCACACUGGGAGAAGAAAACAUACAAUGCUCUUUUGAAGCUGAUCAUGAACAAUUUGCGGAGGUUUGAGGGUGCCCUGCGGACAGAACGACCCUUGUUCCAGGUGGAGACCCUGCUUGCGGCCCCCGAUGUUGUCCUCCACCCACAGGCCAAUGAGGUGUACAAGCUCACACUGCAGAGCGUCAGGGACUGUGUGGAAGGGACAAAGCUGUUUGUGCGAUGGAUGAAUGGAACAUGCAUCGAGUGUGUGCCCCAGAAGGUUGAAGGGGAGGACGAGCUGUACCAGUUCACCUUCUUCCAGGAUAUCUCCGUCAACUCAGACACCAUCGAGCUUGUUCAGACAAUACACUUCAACAUCAAGAGUACGCUCACCAGCAUGCAGCGAUAUCUCAACAGAUGGAAGAAGUUCCGCAGCAUCUGGAAAGUGGAUAAGCAAGCGUUGGCUGACCGGUGGUUCCAGAAGGACCCAACUGUUGUGUCAUUUGACAGCAAGCUGCAGUACUACCACAAGACAAUAGAUGAGGUGGAGACCCUGCCAGUCGUCAAGGACCAGGAGUGCAUACGACUCUUCAUGGGUCCUCUCGCAUCCUCUGUGAAAGACCAUGCAAAGCAGUGGAUCAACUGUCUUGGGAAGCUACUGAGAGAUUCUGCCAAGGACAACCUCUACCAGCUCAACUCCACCCUCGAGACAAAGUCUGAGGACCUGGACAAGACCCCUGUGAGCCUGGAGGACCUGAAGUUUGUGCUGACCACAAUAUCUGACAUCAAGGCCAUGUCCCUGGACGUGGAGGACAAGAUACGUGACAUACAGGAGCGAUACCGCACCCUCUCCAUGUACGAUAUAGAGGUGACAGAGGACGAAAAAGAGACACAGUGGAAAAUGCCACAGCUCUGGGAAGACCUCAUAUGGAAGUCCAAAAACGUUGACGCAAGCCUCUUUGUUGUCAAGAAAAAGUUUAAGGAGAUCACCCAGGAGCAGAUUAAGGACUUCAGCAAGGAGCUGAAAGAAUUUGCCGACCGUUUUUACCUGGAGGGCCCAGGAGCUGUCAACAGCAACCUUGAAAAGGGUGUUGAGCUCAUGAAGACAUACAGUGUUGAGGUGAACAAGUAUGAGAUGGAGCGUCAGGAGCUGGCAAACGCAGAAAAGCUGUUUGACUUGCCCAUCACAAUGUACCCUGACCUACAGCAGGUCCAGAAACAGAUGAAGGGACUAGAAAUGAUCUAUGCCCUCUUUGAGGAACAAGAGAAUGCCAGAGAGCAGUGGGCUGAGACACUGUGGGCGAACCUGAACAUCCAAAUCCUGCAGGACGGCAUUGAGACCUUCCUCAAGAAUCUGCGUAAGAUGCCACGAGAUGUGAAGCAGAUGGCCGUUGCCCGAGCCUUGGAGGAGAAGAUGAAGGAGUUCAGAGACUCUCUUCCUCUCUUUGUCGACCUCAAACAUGAGGCCCUCAGAGAUCGCCAUUGGAAGGAGCUGAUGACAAAGACAGGACAGAAAUUUGACAUUAAUCCAGAGACUUUCACCCUAGCCAACAUCUUCGCCAUGGAGCUGCAGCGAUACCAUGAGACCAUUGCAGAAAUUGUUACUAUGGCCAGCAAGGAAAUGGGAAUAGAAAAGGGAGUGAAAGAGAUAGAGGAGACGUGGAACAACAUGAAGUUUACAGUUGUGCCGUACAUGAAGGGCACAUCCCACCGCGGCUUCAUCCUGGGGGCCAUAGACGACAUCGUGCAGAACCUUGAUGACAGCUCAAUGAACAUGCAAAGCAUGUCUGCUUCACGCUUCAUCGGCCCCUUUCUCAACAGUGUUCAGAACUGGGAAAAGAGCCUGUCUCACAUAUCAGAAGUGCUUGAUGUGUGGAUGGUUGUACAGAGGAAAUGGAUGUACCUGGAAGGUAUCUUCAUUGGCGGGGACAUCCGCUCUCAACUUCCGGAAGAAGCCAAGAAAUUUGACCAGAUUGACAAAACAUUCAAAAAGAUAAUGAAUGACACGCACAAAGUUCCGACAAUCAAGAUAGCGUGUCAUGCCCAGAACAGACUGCAAGACCUUGAAGCACUGAGUGUAGGGUUGGAAAAAUGUCAGAAGUCUCUAAAUGACUACCUUGACUCCAAGAGGAACGCAUUCCCGAGGUUCUUCUUCAUCUCUGACGACGAGUUGCUUAGUAUCCUGGGUAGCAGUGACCCAGAGUGCGUCCAGGAACACAUGAUAAAGAUGUAUGACAACAUUUCCUCUCUGAGGUUCACCAAGGGCAACAGCAAUGAGGUUCUGGCAUCAGCGAUGAUCUCUGCAGAGGGUGAGGUGAUGGAGUUCCGAACGCAGGUGCCUGCUGAGGGGCGAGUGGAAGACUGGAUGACAAAUGUGUUGGAGGAGAUGAGGUCCACCAAUCGUCUCAUUACCAAGGAGGCCGUCUUCUUCUACUGUGAGAACAUCACAAGGGUUGGUUGGAUGAUGAAAUACCAGGGUAUGGUGUGUUUGGCUGGGAACCAGGUCUGGUGGACCUGGGAGGUUGAGGAUGUCUUCAACAAGGUGAAAAAAGGACAAAAAACAGCCCUCAAGGAAUAUGCCAAGAAACUACACGGCCAGAUUGACGAGCUCGUCAUCACUAUUCGGUCCCCUCUAUCAUCAAAUGAAAGAAAGAAGUUUAACAGUGUGCUGAUUAUUGAUGUGCAUGCCCGAGACAUCAUUGAUAGCUUUGUCAGAGACAGUAUUAUGGAUGCUAAUGAGUUUGAAUGGGAGUCCCAGCUGCGUUUCUACUGGGUGAAGGAGCCUGAUGAGCUGAUGGUUCGACAGUGUACGGGAGAGUUUGGCUACGGGUACGAGUACAUGGGUCUCAACGGCAGGCUGGUCAUCACUCCUCUCACAGACAGAAUCUACCUGACCCUCACACAGGCCCUGUCUAUGCAGCUAGGUGGAGCACCCGCAGGGCCAGCUGGUACUGGGAAGACAGAGACAGUAAAGGAUCUCGCCAAAGCUCUCGGCCUCCUCUGUGUUGUCACUAACUGUGGUGAAGGCAUGGACUACAAGGCUGUAGGCAAGAUCUUCUCUGGUCUGUGCCAGUGUGGUGCAUGGGGCUGCUUCGACGAGUUUAACCGUAUUGACGUGUCUGUGCUGUCUGUCAUCUCCACACAGCUGAAAACUAUCCAGAAUGCCCUCAUUUUGAAGCUGAAGAGGUUCCAUUUUGAAGGUGUGGAGAUCAACAUGGACUGCCGUGUGGGUAUCUUCAUCACGAUGAACCCUGGGUACGCUGGGCGUACAGAGCUGCCAGAGUCUGUGAAGGCAUUGUUCCGCCCGGUGGUGGUGAUCGUACCUGAUCUACAGCAGAUUUGUGAGAUCAUGUUGUUCUCUGAAGGCUUCCUCCUAGCCAAGGUUUUGGCCAAGAAGAUGACAGUACUCUAUAAGCUAGCUAAGGAACAGCUGUCUAAGCAGUACCACUAUGACUUUGGUCUGCGUGCUCUCAAGUCUGUACUGGUGAUGGCCGGAGAACUGAAGAGAGGCUCACCAGACCUGCAUGAGGAUGUGGUGUUGAUGAGAGCCCUGCGAGACAUGAACUUGCCCAAGUUUGUGUUCGAGGAUGUGCCUCUGUUCCUUGGUCUCAUUGGGGAUUUGUUCCCUGGGCUUGACUGCCCCCGUGUCCGCUACCCAAAUUUCAACGACGCUGUGGAGGCUGUCUUAGAGGAGAACGGAUACUUGAUGCUGCCUGUGCAGGUGGACAAGGUUGUGCAGAUGUACGAAACCAUGAUGACUCGCCACACCACCAUGAUUGUUGGACCCACUGGAGGUGGAAAGUCUGUUGUCAUCAACACUCUCGCACAGUCACAAACAAAGCUUGGCACACACACAAAACUAUUCACUAUCAACCCUAAGGAUAGAAGUGUGAUUGAACUGUAUGGUAUCCUGGACCCAAUCACUCGAGACUGGACAGAUGGACUGCUAUCCAACAUCUUCAGAGAAAUCAAUAGGCCCACAGAUAAAAAUGAGAAAAAGUACAUUGUAUUUGAUGGUGAUGUUGAUGCAUUGUGGGUGGAAAACAUGAACUCUGUCAUGGACGACAACAGGCUGCUUACCCUUGCCAAUGGAGAGAGAAUCCGUCUUCAGAAACACUGUGCCAUGUUGUUUGAGGUGUUUGACCUGCAAUAUGCCUCCCCAGCGACAGUGUCUCGGUGUGGUAUGGUGUAUGUGGACCCCAAGAACCUUGGCUACCAGCCCUUCUGGUGGAGGUGGCAGAACACACGCACAGGGAAGGUGGAAAAGGACAACAUAGGGCGCCUCUAUGAGAAGUAUGUACCCACGCUGAUAGACAUGGUGGUGGAGGGCAUGGUGGAAGGCCGACAGGGAGAGAAGAUGAAGACAAUCAUACCCCUCACAAACCUCAACAUGGUAACCCAGCUAGCAAAUAUGUUGGAAUCGAUGAUCACGCGGGAGUUGACAGAGGCGGACGAGCUGGAGGCCAUCUUCCUCCAGGCACUCACCUGGUCCAUCGGCGCGGGCCUCCUGGAGGAUGGACGCAUCAAGUUUGAUGCACAGCUCAAGAGUCUUGCUGCCAUGCAGAUUAUCAAUGAUGACAACAAACUUUUGGCUGGACUUGGUGAGUUGCCAACUACCCACCCAACUUUGUACGACUACUUCUUUGACAUGGAACAGAAGAAGUGGAUCCCAUGGACGAACCUUGUGCCAAAGUACAACCAUGACCCUAGUCGCAAGUACAACGAAAUCUUGGUGCCAACUCUGGACACAGUGCGCACCACUUGGCUUCUCAGCCUGCAAGUCCGGAUCAAGCGGCCAGUAGUGCUGAUUGGGGAGACAGGAACAUCCAAAUCGGCCACCAUUGCCAAUUUCCUCAGAACCCUCGAUCAGGAGUCACAUUUGUUGCUGAACAUGAACUUUUCCAGCAGAACAACAUCAAUGGACGUACAGCGUAACUUAGAGGCCAACGUAGAGAAGCGCACCAAGGAUACAUAUGGUCCUCCACCAGGCAAACGCCUCCUCAUCUUUGUUGAUGACAUGAACAUGCCUCAGGUUGACACAUAUGGCACACAGCAGCCUGUUGCCCUUCUGAAGCUACUGUUGGAGAGGGGUGGCUGCUUUGACAGAGGCAAGGACCUCAACUGGAAGAACAUGCGGGACAUUGGUUACCUUGCUGCCAUGGGUAAGGCAGGCGGAGGCAGGAAUGAGACAGAUCCUAGGUUUGUGUCGCUGUUCAGUGUCUUCAACAUGACAUUCCCCUCAGAAGAGUCCCUCUUCCUGAUCUACAACUCGAUCCUAUCCGGCCACACCCAGGCCAUGGUCAAGGACCUCCAGGAUAUUGUCUCAAUCAUCACAAGAAUGACCAUGUCUCUAUACAGUAAAAUCAUCAAGGACCUUCCUCCGACUCCAUCCAAGUUCCACUAUAUCUUCAACCUGCGUGAUCUAUCCCGCAUCUACCAUGGCAUGUGUCUCACCACAUCAGACAGAUUCAGCAAAGUGGACCAAUUUCUUCGUGUAUGGAGAAAUGAGUGCCUGCGUGUUAUUGGAGACAGGCUGAUUAAUGACCAGGACAAAAUUUAUCUCAAUGGUCAGAUAAAGGAGCUGCUGGAUGAGAACUUUAAGACGACUGUGGAGUAUGUGAUGCGAGACCCAUGCCUGUUUGGAGACUUUCGUACGGCCCUGGAGGAAAGUGAGCCACGCCUGUACGAAGACAUUCAAGACUAUGAUGCUGCUAAGGCACUCUUCCAAGAGAUUGCGGAGGAAUACAAUGACAGCCACACUCCAAUGAACCUGGUGUUGUUUGACGACGCCCUGGAGCAUCUGACCCGGAUCCACAGGGUGAUCCGCAUGGACCAGGGCCAUGCACUGCUGGUGGGAGUGGGGGGAUCUGGCAAGCAGAGUCUGUGUAAGCUGGCAUCCUUCACUGCUGGCUGUGAGGUGUUUGAGAUCCAGCUGUCCCGUGGCUACAGCGAGCAGAGCUUCAGGGAUGAUCUCAAGAUUCUCUACAACAAACUUGGCACAGAGAACAAGAAGAUGGUUUUCCUCUUCACUGACCAGCAUGUGGCAGAGGAAGGAUUUUUGGAGAACAUCAAUAAUAUGCUGACAUCGGGAAUGGUGCCAGCUCUCUAUCCUGAUGAUGAGAAGGAACAGAUCAUUGGAUCAAUCCGUCAGGAGGCCCUGAAUGCAGGUGCUGGCCAUGCCCGUGAGAGCAUCUGGCAGUACUUUGUGACCAAGUGUUCCAACAAUCUCCACAUAGUCCUUGCCAUGUCACCUGUCGGGGACGCUCUCAGAACACGCUGCAGGAACUUCCCAGGAUUGGUGAACUGUGCAAACAUUGACUGGUUCUUCCCCUGGCCAGAGCAAGCUCUGUAUGCUGUAGCCAGUGUCUUCAUCUCACCAGAUAACGCACUGAUUUCUGAGCAGCACCGUGACAGUGUGGUUGAACACAUAGUUCUGGUGCACACAAGCGUUGGUGAGUACAGCAAGCAGUUCCUGACCCGUCUGCGCAGGAGCAACUUUGUGACACCCAAGAACUACCUGGACUUCAUCAACACAUACUUGAAACUGCUGCUGGACAAAGACAAGUUCAUUGAAGCCCAGUGUAAUCGUCUGUCCGGAGGUCUGAUGAAGAUUGCAGAGGCCAGUGAGCAGCUAGCCAUUCUCAAUGAGAAGUUGGCUGUCCAGAAGGUGGCAGUCACGGAGAAAACUGCUGCUUGUGAGGUCAUGCUCAAGGAGAUUGCCUCUGGAACCAAGCGGGCAACAGAAAAGAAAAAACUGGCUGAAGCCAAGGGAAAAGAAAUUGUUGAGCAAAACAAGAUCAUUGAAGUUGAAAAGCGUGAUGCUGAAGAGUCCCUAGCUGCAGCACUGCCUGCCCUAGAGGCUGCUCGAAUUGCCCUGGAUGACCUAGACAAGUCAGAUGUCACUGAGAUCAGAUCUUUUGCGAAGCCCCCACGGGCUGUGCAAACUGUGUGUGAAUGUGUGGUGAUCCUGCGAGGCAUUCGUGAGGUAUCCUGGAAGUCUGCUAAGGCCAUGAUGGCAGAGGCCAACUUCCUCGCUGCCUUGAAAAAGAUGGAUGUGGACAGCAUCACCUCAAAACAAACCGCUGCUACCAAGGCACUGUUAAAGGAGAUUGACAUUACAUUUGAUGACAUGAAGUCUGUGAGUCGUGCUGGAUUUGGACUGUUGAAAUUUGUGGAUGCUGUGCUGGGUUACUGUGCAGUGGCCAGGGAAAUUAAACCAAAACGAGAAAAGGUAGCCAAACUGGAGCGUAACUUCUUCCAAGCAAAGCGAGACCUUGAUAAGAUCACCAACGAGGUGAACUCUCUGGAGAAAGAGCUGGCUGACCUUGGAGCCAAGUACGAGGAAGCCAUGGCCGAGCAGAAGAAACUGUCUGAUGAGGCCGCAAUCAUGGAACGCCGACUCAUUGCUGCCGAUAAACUCAUCUCUGGUCUUGGAUCAGAAGAAAAGAGAUGGAAGGUUGACCUGGAAGACCUGAAGGUACAGCGUGUAUGGCUGCUGGGUGACUGUCUUGUGGGCUCAGCCUUCCUCAGCUAUGUGGGGGCCUUCUCAUGGGAAUUCCGGAAUGACCUUCUCAACAAGGAGUGGCUCGUCAACCUCAAAAACAAGGGUGUCCCCCUCAGCGACCCCUUCAAGCUAGAGUCACUGCUCACCAAUGAUGUAGAGAUUAGCAAGUGGACCUCGGAGAACUUGCCACCAGAUGAGUUGUCCAUCCAAAACGGUAUCCUGACUACAAGGGCCAGUCGGUUCCCUUUGUGUAUCGACCCCCAGCAGCAGGCCCUUAACUGGAUCAAGAAGAAAGAGGAGGCAAACAAUCUCAAAGUAUGCACGUUUAAUGACCCGGACUUCCUGAAGCAGCUUGAGCUGGCCAUCAAGUAUGGCUUCCCAUUCCUCUUCAAGGACGUGGAUGAGUACAUUGACCCUGUCAUUGACAAUGUUCUCGAGAAAAAUAUCAAAGGAGGGCAGGGCAGGGAGUUUGUGGUUUUGGGAGACAAGGAGGUGGACUACGACCCCAACUUCCGCCUGUACCUGAACUCCAAGUUGGCAAACCCCAAAUACUCCCCCAACGUCUUCGGCAAGUCCAUGGUUAUCAACUACACUGUCACACUUAAGGGUCUGGAGGACCAGCUGUUGUCUGUGAUUGUUGGAUUUGAGCGUCGGGAGCUGGAGGAGCAGAGGAAGCUCCUCAUCCAGGAGACGAGCACCAACAAGAAACUGCUAAAGGACCUUGAGGACUCGCUGCUGCGAGAACUUGCCCAGUCGCAAGGAAACAUGCUUGACAAUGUGGAACUCAUCCAGACACUUGAGGAGACAAAGACCAAGGCCACCGAGGUCUCCGAGAAGCUCAAGCUGGGAGCCAAGACGGCCCAGGACAUUGACAAACUGAGAGAUGGUUACAGGCCUGCUGCCCGGAGGGGAGCUAUUCUGUUUUUCGUACUGGCUGACUUGUCAUCCAUCAACAGCAUGUACCAGUACUCUCUGUCAUCAUACUUGGAGCAGUUUGAAUACUCCUUAAAGAAGAGCAUGCCGGAUACCAUUCUCCAGAAGAGACUUCGCAAUAUUAUGGAGACCCUUACACAUAAUAUUUAUGACUAUGGCUGCACAGGUAUCUUUGAAAAGCACAAGCUGCUGUUCUCCUUCCAAAUCUGUGUGAAGCUGGAACAGGACAGUAACAAUGUGAGCCAGGAUGAGGUGGACUUCUUCAUCAAGGGCAACAUAGCUCUUGAGAAGAGCAAGCGUAAGAAGCCGUUUGCCUGGUUCCCGGAGGAGGGCUGGGAGGACGUAAUCAGGCUAUCCGAGGUCUUCUCAGACAAGUUUGGUUCCUUGCUAGAGGAUAUUGAACGCAAUGAGAAGGCUUGGAAAAAGUGGUAUGACCAUGACACCCCGGAGUCGCAGCCCUACCCUCUCAAGUACCAGGACAAUCUCAAAGGAUUCAGUCGCCUCAUGCUGCUCCGUUGCUUCAGGGUGGACAGAAUCUACCGUGCCAUCACCGAGUUCGUCACCAAAUGUAUGAGUGAGAAAUAUGUUACCCCACCCAUCAUCAGCUACGAGGCCAUAUUUGAGCAGAGCACUCCCAUGUCCCCUAUCGUAUUUAUCCUGAGUCCGGGCUCUGACCCUGCCAGUGAUCUGAUGAAGUUGGCUGAGAGGAUAGAGUUUGGCAGCAACAAGAUCAAGUUCCUCUCCAUGGGACAGGGACAGGAGAAGGUAGCCCUGACACUGUUAGAUACAGCUGUAUCGCGGGGACAGUGGUUGAUGCUGCAGAACUGCCACUUGUUGGUGAAGUGGCUUCGGGAUCUGGAGAAACAACUGGAGAAGCUCAACAAGCCCCAUCCAGACUUCCGCCUUUGGCUCACCACAGAACCUAUAAUGAGCUUCCCCAUUGGUAUCCUCCAGAGGUCACUCAAGGUUGUGACCGAGCCUCCAAACGGCCUGAAGCUCAACUUGAGGAACACGUACCACAAGAUUUCUACGACAGCCCUGAUGGAAUGUCCACACAACGCUUUGCCCUCCCUCGUAUUUGUGCUUGCCUUCUUCCAUGCUGUUGUGCAGGAGCGUAGGAAGUACGGCAAGAUUGGAUGGAACAUAUCAUACGACUUCAACGAGUCUGACUUCUCCGUGUGCAUGGAAAUCCUUAAAACAUACCUGCAGAAAGCCUUUGACCUGGGAGAGACAAAGAUCCCAUGGAACAGCUUGAAGUACCUCAUUGGCGAGGUGAUGUAUGGAGGUCGUGCCAUUGAUAACUUUGAUCGGCGUGUGCUGAACACAUACAUGAAUGAGUACAUGGGAGACUUCAUCUUUGACACGUUCCAGCCAUUCCACUUCUACCACAAUGAAGAGGUUGACUACAGGAUUCCUGAGGAUGGACCCAGAGACAACUACACUGAUUUCAUAGAAACACUUCCUCUGGCAAACACCCCAGAGGUGUUUGGGCUGCACCCGAAUGCAGAGAUUGGUUACUACACCCAGGCCGCCCGUGACAUGUGGCUCCACCUGGUGGAACUCCAGCCACAGACAGGUGAAAGUUCGUCUGGCAUCAGUCGUGAGGACUUUAUAGACAAGAUAGCAAGUGACGUGCUGGGGAAGAUUCCUGAGGAAUUUGAGCUGGACAAGCUCCGUAAGCGUUUCGGGCUCGAGAUCUCACCAACCACCAUUGUGUUGCUACAGGAACUGGAACGCUGGAACAACCUUGUCAACCGUAUGCAGAAGUCACUCGUCACACUCAAGAGAGCCCUGGCAGGAGAGGUGGGAAUGUCCAGUGAGCUGGAUGAUGUAGCCAGGUCCCUGUUCAAUGGGCAGAUUCCAUCCAUCUGGCGUAAGCUGGCACCAGAGACACUCAAAUCUCUAGGAAACUGGAUCAUACAUUACCAGCACAGAUACAAGCAGUACAAUGGAUGGGUAAAUGAUGGUGAGCCGGCAGUGAUGUGGCUGUCAGGCCUGCACAUCCCAGAGUCAUACCUGACCGCGUUGGUACAGGCUACGUGCCGCAAGAAUGGUUGGCCCCUGGACAAGUCAACCCUGUACACAGCUGUCACCAAAUGGGUCAGCCCAGACGAGGUUACAGAGAAGGCUCACCAAGGGUUCGACCCCAGCGCGGGUAGCUUUGCGGGUAUGAAAGGGUGCUUUGUACAUGGCCUGUACCUGGAGGGAGCUGGCUGGAACAGGGAAGAAAUGUUCCUCAUCAAGCAGAAACCUAAACAGCUCAUCCAGGAGCUACCCAUCCUCAAGAUCAUCCCUAUAGAGGCGCAUAAGCUUAAACUCCAGAAUACAUUCCGCACACCAGUCUAUGUGACUUCCCAGCGCCGUAAUGCUAUGGGUGUAGGUCUGGUGUUUGAAGCAGAUCUGGCCACCACGGAGCAUAUCAGCCACUGGGUCCUGCAGGGUGUCUGUCUCACACUCAACACUGACUAGACAGGGUGUCUGUCUCACACUCAACACUGACUAGACACACACUCAACAUUGACAUGAAGAAUGUUUAACAUGAAGAAUGCUCAAUACCAUCAAAUCUCACAGUUGCUAUUAUAUGGAAUUGAGACUGUGUUUAAAAGAUCAUAAAAAAACAGAUAAAAAAUGACUCUGUUUUUUAUCUUUAGUGACAUUUAUUGACAGAGAAAAAUACUUGCUGACAUUUUAGUCAACAAUCUUACUUGUGCUCUUUUUUGAAGCACCAUGCACUGGAGGACUCUUGUUUAGUGGAUUUAAGCAUUCAUGAGGAAUAAGUGAUAUCACUUGCAUAUUGUUACUUAUUUUAACAUGUUUUUGUUUUUAUUCAAGAAGUGAUAAAAUGUGUAUCCGUCCAAAAUGCAAAUCCAGUAUUUAUACUUUAUAUUUAAAUACAAAAUGUUUAUUUCAGAAUUGUGAAUGUUAUAUUAUUAAUGAAGUUUUAGAUAUACAUUAAACACUGUAAUAUAUUGAUAUGAUUAGAGCUGUGUUUUGAAAAUUCCGUCCUUAUAAUGUCUACAUUUCUCUUUGAAAUUGUUUGAAUAUGAAUAUGGUAUUACAUAUAUGAAUAAAGUAUCACAUUUACAUGGUAUAUAAUUAUUUUAUUAAUGUUGCAUUUUCUAUUUACAUGUUUGUCUUUGAUGAUAAAAGACACAAUAAAGGAAAAUAAUUUAUUAUACAUGAAAGGAAAUGGAUUUUUUUUGACAUUUCAAGUAAAGCAAGAUAAAAAUGAACUGUUACAUCAAACUAUAGUGUUUUAUGAGUUGCUUUGUUGAAUUGAUUGAAAAUAAAAAGAACACCAA